Molecule: messenger RNA, 2513 nt
Organism: Lacerta agilis (Sand lizard)
Lineage: Eukaryota; Metazoa; Chordata; Lepidosauria; Squamata; Lacertidae
Gene: P3H1
Product: prolyl 3-hydroxylase 1
Exons: 15
Coding region: 38-2473 (811 amino acids)
Biological process (GO): collagen metabolic process
Cellular component (GO): endoplasmic reticulum
Molecular function (GO): procollagen-proline 3-dioxygenase activity; protein binding; L-ascorbic acid binding
Source: RefSeq, a predicted model, not a curated record
CCCUGCGCGCCCCUUCGCAGCCGGCAAGCGAGCCACGAUGGCGCCCCGGGAGCUGCUUGCGCGGCCCCUCUUUGGGCUCCUGGUGCUGGCGGCGCAGCUCUCUGUCCCUGCCGUCGGGGCCGAGGCGGACCCUUCCUCCCUGCCCGCGGACUUGCUGCUGGCGGCGGGCACGGAGGCUUACGCCCGCGGGGACUGGAGCGCCGUCAUCCUGCAUAUGGAGAGGGCGCUGCGGGCGCGGGAGGCGCACCGGGCGCGCCUGAUCCAGUGCCGCUUGCGCUGCGCUGCCAACAGCACCGACGGAACCCCGCCUCACCCGGCGGAGGACGAACAGCAGCAGCACCCGGCGCCUCCCGCCGUCGGAGAGCGGCGCCCGCUGGACGACCUCCGCUUCUUCGGGCAGCUCCUCCGCCGCGCCGGCUGCCUCCGCAAGUGCCUCCCCGACGGCGCCUCCCGCUACCAGCUCGGCGAGGAGACGGAGCUGGAGUUCCGCAAGCGCAGUCCGUACAACUAUCUCCAAGUGGCUUAUUUCAAGAUCAACAAGCUCGACAAAGCCGUGGCCGCAGCCCACACAUUCUUUGUGGCCAACCCUGGCCACAUGGAGAUGCGGCAGAACUUGGACUACUACCAGAUGAUGGCUGGCGUCAAAGACUCUGACUUUGUGGACUUGGAGGCCAAGCCGCACAUGGAAGAAUUCCGCCUGGGUGUGAGUUACUACACGGAGGAGAAGCCCCAGGCGGCCAUCUUGCACCUGGAGAAAGCACUAGAAGCCUACUGGGUCGCCGACACCGAGUGCCGAGCCCUUUGCGAGGGGCCGUACGAUUACGAAGGCUACAACUACCUCGAGUACAACGCGGACCUUUUCCAAGCUAUCAUUGAUCACUACACUCAAGUGUUGAGCUGCAAGCAAGGCUGCGUCACAGAACUUGCAUCUCAAACCGGAAGUGAGAAGCCCAUUGAGGACUUGCUUCCAUCUCAUUUCAACUACCUUCAGUUUGCCUACUACAACAGUGGCGACUACGAGAAGGCCAUUGAGUGUGCCAAAACCUAUUUGCUCUUCUUCCCUAACGACGAAGUGAUGAAACAGAACCUGGCCUACUACACAGCUGUGCUGGGGGACAACCUGGCCAAGCCCGUAGGCCCCAGAAAGGAUGUCGAGCUCUACUGGAGACGCAGCCUUCUGGAGAAAGAGCAGCUUUUCUUCGCCUACGACGUCUUUGGGAUCCCCUUCGUGGACCCGGACACUUGGACACCGGAAGAGGUGAUACCUAAGAGGCUGCAAGAGAAGCAGAAGGUGGAGCGCGAGACGGCAGCCCGCAUCUCAGAAGAAAUCGGCAACCUCAUGAAGGAGAUCGAGAACCUGGUGGAGGAGAAGACGAAGGAGUCCACGGACAUGAACAAGCUCGUGCGAGAAGGAGGCCCCUUGGUGUACGACGGGCUCGGCAUCACCAUGAACUCCAAGCUGCUCAACGGCUCCCAGCGUGUGGUGGUGGAUGGCUUUCUCUCCGAAGAGGAGUGUCGGGCACUGCAGAGGCUGACCAAUGCAGCUGCCUCUGCCGGGGACGGCUACCGUGGGAAGACCUCCCCACACACCCCCAGCGAGACUUUUUAUGGCGUCACCGUCUAUAAAGCACUCAAGCUGGGACAGGAAGGCAAAGUGCCCAUGCAAAGUGCUUACCUCUACUACAACGUGACCGAGAAGGUCCGGCUGGUGAUGGAGUCCUAUUUCCGCCUCGACACGCCCCUGCACUUCUCUUACUCCCACCUGGUGUGCCGCACUGCUAUUGAAGAUAAACAGGAAGACCGGGCGGAUCCGAGCCACCCUGUUCACGUGGACAACUGCAUCCUUAACGCAGAGGCUUUAGUGUGUGUCAAAGAGCCGCCAGCCUACACAUUUCGGGACUACAGUGCUAUUCUCUACCUCAACGGUGACUUUGAAGGAGGAGCUUUUUACUUCACGGAGCUGGACGCCACGACGGUGACUGCAGAGGUUCAGCCCCAGUGUGGCCGGGCUGUGGGUUUCUCGUCAGGCUCCGAAAACCCGCAUGGCGUGAAAGCCGUGACCAAGGGCCAGCGAUGCGCUAUUGCCUUGUGGUUCACCCUGGACCCCCGUCACACUGAACGGGAGAGAGUCCAGGCCGACGACCUGGUGCGGAUGCUGUUCAACACGGAGGAAGCAGAGUUGCCUCCGGAGAAGGAGAUCGUGGCGGAGAAGGAGGAGAUCGUGGCAGAGAAGGAGGAGAUCGUGGCGGAGAAGGAGAUUAUGGCGGAGAAGGAGAUCGUGGCAGAGAAGGAGAAGAUCGUGGCGGAGAAGGAGAUCGUGGCGGAGAAGGAGAAGAUCGUGGCGGAGAAGGAGGAGAUCGUGGCGGAGAAGGAGAAGAUCGUGGUGGAGAAGGAGAUCGUGGCGGAGAGUUCCACGCCAGCCCCAGCGGAAGACCCCGAGCAAGACGCCACUUUAGGGAAAGACGAGCUGUAAUCUAUCACACCCCGAUACAGUACACAAAUGCACACAACCA